GGAGGCGUAUUUAAGCUCCUGGCGCGAGAUCUUCCGAGAGAAAAGAAUAGGCAGUUUAAAGCAACGUGUAGUUCUCACCAACGGUCUCUUGAAAAGAAAGAAAAUGAGUUUCGGUGGAAAGCUAAAACACAGCUACCAGAGGUCUAAUGAGAAUAGACAGACUUUUUUCACACCAUCUCAAAAGGCGAUGGGACCCCCCAGGCAAACUCGACAGGUCCUCCAACCCUCGGCUGGUAACAAAGAUUUGGGAAGGUCGGCUCAGGUGGGAAAGGUCAUUCCCAAACGGAAACAGUGGAGCGCAGAACAAACUAGAGGUCCAAAGAGGGUGAAAGCAGAAGUCAAAUCGACACAAACGGAAGAAACUCAGUGUUUGACAGAUGGCAUGUCCAAUGAAGCAUAUGAACUUAUGGUCGUAGAAACACCCCCUUCCACCUACUGGAAAGAGAUAGCCGAGGAGCGUCGGAAGGCCUUGUACAAUGUUUUACAGGAGAACGAGAAGUUGCACAAAGACAUCGAGGCCAAAGAUGAACAGAUCACGCAGCUGAAGUGUGAAAAUGAAGAGCUGCAUGACCUGGCACAACAUGUACAGUACAUGGCUGAUAUGAUUGAGAGGCUGACUGGGAAGAGCCCUGACAAUCUGGAGGAACUGAGGGACAUUGCUCUUGAUGUGGAGGAUGAUGAUGAGGACAACGACAGUAAAGUGGCAGGUCAGAGUGAGGAAGAAGACGCUGAUUACAGUCAGAGUGACUCAGAGGAAGAGGAGGCCUCAGACCAUAACCAAGCUGGACCUUCAAGAGAGCAGGAUUAACAGACGCAACUCGUGUAUGUCAUGGGACUUUGACCGGUUUAUACAGGUCAGCAGAUUUUUGCAAAAGUGUGCUUUUACAGCAACAAGUGACACUCCAUUUGACUGAAUGCAAUUUAUGUACUUCAAGCCGCAAUCAUUUUGAAAUAGCUGCAAUUUUAUUUUGAAGCCUUGAACAGAUGGGCUGGUUUUAAAAAUUUUUUUCUCUGUUCAAGUAAAGAGGUGUUCAAAACUAGGCCAGUAUAGGCCUUUCUCACUGCAGACAUUUUGACAAGUUUCACUAGGAAAAGCACAGGGGUGGUUAAUAAAAUGAAUGAUGGCUGAAUUCCAUUUAGUUGCUUCGGUUUCAGGUUCCUGGUAUUUUGCUUACUGGGGCUCUUGAAUAGACCAGAACCGUUAAUGUCACGGCACAGAGCACUGCAGAAAUUAUUUGUUGCAUGUAGGAAUUAACGCCAAACCAAAGCAUCUCUACCAUCAAUAGAAAAAAUUACCAUGUGCUUUUCCUACUGUAACGAAUCAAAAUUUGUGGUUGUGCUUUUCCCACUAUGACAAAUCUAACUGUUAUGAAAAAAGGCCUAUUGAUUUUGCUACAUUCACUGCCAAAUGUGGCCUAAAGCAUGGCCCGGAUGUUUUUUGUUUACACUGUAAAAUUGUGCAAUGUUAUGACACAGUUUUGUAUAUAAUGUAAAAUAAACUUUUAAGAAGAGAAAAA
Messenger RNA from Sebastes umbrosus (honeycomb rockfish), 1517 nucleotides. It is a transcript of the gene gmnn, whose product is annotated as geminin DNA replication inhibitor. The coding region runs from base 104 to 808 and encodes 234 amino acids. The record is from RefSeq and is a predicted model, not a curated record. The transcript is spliced from 7 exons. Gene Ontology annotation, biological process: negative regulation of cell cycle; negative regulation of DNA replication. Gene Ontology annotation, cellular component: nucleus. Lineage: Eukaryota; Metazoa; Chordata; Actinopteri; Perciformes; Sebastidae.